Sitodiplosis mosellana (orange wheat blossom midge) is the source of this 1398-nucleotide messenger RNA. RefSeq names its product ATP-dependent DNA helicase PIF1-like. Lineage: Eukaryota; Metazoa; Arthropoda; Insecta; Diptera; Cecidomyiidae. The transcript has a single exon. The record is from RefSeq and is a predicted model, not a curated record. Gene Ontology annotation, biological process: telomere maintenance; DNA repair. Gene Ontology annotation, molecular function: DNA helicase activity. Bases 1 to 1398 code for a protein of 465 amino acids.
AUGGUUGACGCGAAGCUAUUGAGCGAGUCACAAACAACGGCUUUCCAAAAGAUCAUCGGUUGUCUGACAAAAUCGCCGCCUGAGAGUGGCACCACAUUUAUGGUGCAAGGAGCUGCCGGUACUGGAAAAACCUUCCUGUUGAAUCAUAUCGUCGCCCACUGCGAGAGCAAAGACAUCAAGGCGAUUGCAUUAGCUUACACCGGUAUUGCGUCAUGCUUAUUGAAGAAGGGAAAAACAGUGCACUCACAAUUCCGCAUACCAUGGAACCAAAAGCAAAUCAAGUGUAUGCUCGAUUCGACGCAUCCACUGUACAAGACCAUCGAGACGGCCAAAGUUUUGCUGUGGGAUCAAGCUGCCUUCUGCAGCAAGCAAAUCUUCGAAGAGGUUGACCGUUUUCUGCGCGUCAUUAUGAAUACAAAGCAAACGUUUGGCGGAAAAUUGAUGGUGAUCAGUGGUGAUUUCAACGAAUGCUUGCCAAUCUGCAAAAAGACCAAAUUCGAAUCAGCCGAGUCGAAUUCGCUGCUCUAUUCAAAGCUAUUCAAAGAUAUGGAAACGUUUACAUUGCACGAAAAUCAACGCUUCAAAUCCCAAACUGACUACCGUUUUUGUGUGGAAAUUGGGUGUGGUAUUCACACAGAAGUCGCUGUACCGAGUGCGUGCCGCGUAUUCAGUUUGGAUACGCUAAUUAACACCACAUAUGGCCAUGACUAUGAGUCCAUCUCAUCGAAUGACCUUCUCGAUCGAUCCCUGCUUACCGUUUGCGCCGUUGAUGCAGAGUACUUGAACAACGAGUGUAUACAGCGACUGUACUCGGCCAACAUGGUUUUUCAUAGCUUGAACUUUUUUCGCAAAAUUAAUCCUAACGAGCGCAGCCGAUUCUAUUCGAUCGAAGAGACCAUGGAGGAUCUACCAAAAUACUUCCCACCAAAGACUCUCCAGCUCAAUAAGAACUGUCCAAUAAUGUUGCGUCAGGCAUACAAAGGUUUGCCACAAGGCACUCGAUUGGUGGUGAAAAAUAUCAUCGGAACAUCGAUCAUCGCCGAAAUCGGUGCAGGACAUCGCAAAGUAAAAACCAUCAGCAUCUACCGAGUGAACACCAUCAAGAUCUUUCAACGUGCCAAUUUACAGUUUGUACGACGUCAGUUCCCGAUUUCAUUGGCAUUCUCGAUGACCAUCAAUAAGGCACAAGGCUUGCAGUUCAACCGUGUGGGUGUCUACUUUCCUGUCACAGCAUUCGCACACGGCCAAAUGUACGUUGCAUUUUCGCGCACACCUGCCAUCGAGGAGAACAUGAAGGUAUUUGUGGAGGAACCAAACGAUGGCCGAUUCACAUUCGAUCGAAUGCCUAACGUAGUCAACGGUACUGUCGCCAAGUACCUGCUGCAGAGUCAAUCAUGA